CCCCGACAUGGCCUACCUGGUAUCAUGCUUUCUCCUCCUCUUCCUAACAAUGCCGCUGGCUUUGGAUGCCUACCCGAGGAAUGUCCCCGAUGAAGAUAGAGAAAAUGACAAACAGAUGAUAGAGUUGAUCAGAACUCUUAUGAAACUUAAAGCCACUGACCUUGACCUGAGAUCAGAUUUAAAUGAAAACGAAAAGGGUGACGAAAGAGAACAAGCAAGCGAGACAGAAGAAACUAAGAAAAAGGAUAUGUUUGAUGAAACGAAGAAAAAACCCAAUGAGGAUAAUCUGUCAACAGAAAGCGACGAAGAACUUCUGAGAGAAGAAAGUGAGCGGAGUAAAGUCGGAAUGAAGGAGGAUAAUGAUAAUGAUAAAAAAACGACAUCAAACGUCGGCAAAGACGGGAACAACGAGUCUGUUCAAAGGAACGACGACAAAGCUUCUCGAAGGGUAGACGGAGAUCGGACCGAUAACAAUCGGGUACAUGGGCAUGGUCACGACAUGGAUCGCAGUGUAAGUGUAAUGCAGAACCAAUGCCAGUUUCUAUAUCUAGCAAGAGAAUCAAUGUAUCAAGAAACGGAGAAAAGAGUGUUAUUCAGAAACCAAUACGAUGAGAACUAG
Molecule: messenger RNA, 619 nt
Organism: Pecten maximus
Lineage: Eukaryota; Metazoa; Mollusca; Bivalvia; Pectinida; Pectinidae
Product: SWR1-complex protein 3-like
Exons: 2
Coding region: 8-619 (203 amino acids)
Source: RefSeq, a predicted model, not a curated record